Messenger RNA from Aspergillus niger, 4611 nucleotides. RefSeq lists its product as uncharacterized. The transcript is spliced from 4 exons. The record is from RefSeq and is a predicted model, not a curated record. Lineage: Eukaryota; Fungi; Ascomycota; Eurotiomycetes; Eurotiales; Aspergillaceae. The coding region runs from base 1 to 4611 and encodes 1536 amino acids. Gene Ontology annotation, molecular function: RNA-DNA hybrid ribonuclease activity; nucleic acid binding.
AUGGCGGACCCACCCGCGGGUGCUCCCGAGGCCCUUGGGAACAUGACCACACUGGGGAACGACGCGCUGGAAAACUCUGAAUCAACGACCACGCGCAAGACGCGGAGACAAGCACGCGCAGACAACCACCAGGACCAGGCGAACUCACUAAUCAUCGAACCAAGCACCGCAGGUACCAACACACCCCGGGUGACCACCAAGGAAAUCCGGCAGAUCAUCGAACACCUGCAACAUACCAUUGAGAAGCAAACCACGUUGAUCCAGGCCACCAGAACCGAGCUGAGAGAAGUGAAACACAAUCAGAGAGAACUACAAACUCAGAAUGAGAAACUACAAGACGAGAUCCAAACGCUCCGAACUCAAAUCGAAGGGCUCGACGCACCGAAUCCAACGCGAUCGUGGGCCGCCGUAGCAGCAGACACGAACAACUGCGAACCAAGCAAGAACCGACGCACCGAAAAGGACAAGAACUGUAUCCGAAUCAGCACCCAACCGUUGCCAACUGACACAACCGGUAUAUACACCAAUACUAAUGAAUUUGGCCGUUACCUCCCCACGUCGUCUGCGAACAACCACAUCAGGACCGCCUUACUGAACGCACCAUCCACCCACGGGGUACAGGUAGCAGGGGUUGGAACCACCAAAACCGGAUAUGUGAUCCGUUUCAAAGACCCCGAGUCAGCUGAAACUGCCAGGAACAAUACAGAAUGGUUACAGGAGCUGGGCCAUGAGACAAGACUGGUAAAACCACGUUACGGGGUAGCCGUACACCAUGUCCCAACACAGGGGCUGGAUCUUGAGAAAGACAAAACAGGAGCCAUCCGGAAAAUUGCACAGGAAAAUGAUCUCCAGGAACGAAAAGACGCUGCUUCCGCUGUCAAGAGUUUGGUCACCUCGCAUGGUCGUGCAAGGAGACACCACGGUGCGGUCACUGUGGCGACCAACAUGAGCGAGCGCGAUGCCCUCCAGGCGUUAGACCACGCUGUCUGGACUACCCAAAACCUGGACAUACUCCUUAUCCAGGAACCAUCUACCACUAUGUAUCGAAGCCAUGUGAACCAUAGCGCAUGGAGACUACACCGACCAACAGUAACAAGCGAUUCUGUCAGAUUCAGGAGCCUUAUCUAUGUCAACCGGAGACUCUCUACGUCCUCCUACCGACAGGUGCACUGCGACCACCCUGAUGUAACAGCAAUCAAGAUCCGGACACCCGAACUACAGAUUCUGGUCUUCUCGGUGUACAUCGAACCUAUACCAAUGCAUAAUCCGGGAGAAGCGUCAGCAAGACGUGUACUAUCAGCCAUACAUGACACGAUACAUAGUACUCUACAAAAUACAAACAAGACCACUAGUCUCAUACUGUCAGGAGACUUCAAUCGUCACCACCCGGCUUGGGGUGGUAACCAUGUCCAAUCCCGUUUCAUCGAAGAUGCGAGCGAAUUGAUCAAUUUCUUCAACACCUACAGCCUUCGGAGCUGCCUCCCACGCGGCACGGCAACUUUCUGGUCACUAAGCCACCCCGGUAGAAACUCUACUAUCGAUCAGACAUUGACGGACCGUCCGGGGAUGCUUCUCAAAUGCCAUCUUUACCAUGAUAAUUACGGCUCCGACCACCGAGCAACCUACUCGGAAUGGAGCCUCCGAAUGCCGCGCAACCCCGACACCAAACCAAGGAAGGCGUACGAACGAGCCGACUGGGAAAAGAUCGGAUGGGAUAUAUGGGCAAGCAUGAGGCCCUGGGAGACGCCAGACACAAUUGAAACACUCGAUGCCACGGUGGAGAAACUUAUUCAAGCGACCGCGACGGCCAUUGACAAGGACAUCCCGAACCUACAACCGUCACCAUAUGCUAAGCGUUGGUUUACACCAGACCUCAAAACCCAACAAAAAGCAGUAAACCAAACACGGCGUAAAUGGCAAGAGAGCUGCGCAAGGGCAGGACGGGACGACCCCUACACUAAGCUACUCUCUGAGGAUAUGCGCCAAAAGCGCCGGACAUGGACACGGGCAAUUGAGAAAGCCAAAACCGCACAUUGGAAACAGUUUCUGGACAGAACAGGGGAAAGGAGGCUUUGGAAAGCGGCGACAUACAUGCGGCCACGCGAAUCCUGGAGCAGCGUUCCGGCUCUCAAAGCAGCGAAGAGCUCAACGGCGCCCGGAGAGGACGGGCUCCCGAUGCUGAUCUGGAAACGGCUGUGGAGACACCUUGGAAACCUCAUCACGCGAAUUUUCGCAGCAUCGAUUGACUUAGGGUACCACCCCCGAAAGUGGAGAAGCGCCCGGAUUGUGGUUCUACGUAAACCCGGGAAGUCGGAUUACUCGAUCCCGGGAGCGUACCGGCCGAUCUCACUGCUGAACACACUCGGCAAAUUACUUGAGGCGGUAAUGGCCCGGCGGCUGUCCUACCUCGCAGAGCACUACGGACUUCUCCCGGACACCCAGUUCGGCGGACGUCCGGGGCGAACAACCGAGCAGGCCCUGCUGGUGUUGACUAACGCAAUCGACCGGGCGUGGUAUGGACAGAGAGUAGUUACCUUGGUAGCCUUUGAUCUGAAGGGCGCUUUCAAUGGCGUGAACAAGACCAGUCUUGAUAUUCGUCUCCAAGCUAAAGGCAUUCCUAAGGUCGCUCGAAGGUGGAUUGCAAGCUUCAUGAGCGGUCGACAAGCCAGGAUUGGGUUCGAUGACUACUGCUCCGAGGUGAUACCGCUGGGAAAUGCCGGGCUGGCGCAAGGUUCCCCCUUAUCCCCUAUCCUCUUUGCGUUUUUCAACAGUGAUCUGGUGGACCAACCAGUCAACUUCCACGGGGGUGCAUCAGCCUUCAUCGACGACUACUUCCGUUGGCGGGUUGGUCGAUCUGCUGAAGAGAACUUGGCUAAACUCCAAUCCGAGGAUAUACCCCGGAUUGAAGCCUGGGCUCGGAAAACAGGAUCGAGCUUUGCUGCCGAAAAGACUGAACUCAUCCAUAUCACCAGGAAGAGAAGGGAACAAUGUCGAGGUCAAAUCACCAUAAACAGCAGCGUCAUCACUCCAUCCACAACUGCAAAGCUCCUCGGCGUCAUUUUUGACCAUGAACUACGGUGGAAGGAACAUGUGCAACAAGCUGUCAAGCGAGCUACCAAGGUCAACGUGGCGAUUGGGGGGCUGCGGCAGCUUCGGCCUGAACAGAUGCGACAGCUAUACGAAGCGUGUGUCACACCAGUUGUUCAAUAUGCGUCAACUGUGUGGCACGACCCACUGCGAGACAAAACACACCUGAGACAGUUACGCACCGUGCAGCGUACGGCACUUAUUCGCAUUCUCUCCGCCUUCCGAACGGUAGCCACAUCCACUCUCGAUGUCGAAGCUUAUAUGCUACCUACCCAUCUUCGCCUACGCCAGCGUGCUCAAACCACCAUCACUCAACUCCACACAUUACCACGGAAGCAUCCAAUCCGGGAAGUCCUGCUUCGGGCCCGGAGACGACGAGAUAAUGUCGGAUCACACGCCCGGUUCCCGCUCGCGGAGGCUCUGAAAACCAUGAACCUAGAAAGGCUCGACGACCUGGAAAUGAUUGAUCCAGCCCCACAACCACCGUGGCGGGCUGAAGCCUUUUCUAAAAUCGACAUUGCGACCAAUAGGGAAAUAGCGAUGGAGCAGGCGGAGGCAGCACGGUCCGAGUCGGACCUUGUGGUGUACUCCGACGCCUCGGGGCGUCAAGGCCACCUGGGUGCCGCAGCCGCAGUCCUCGAUGACGAAUCGGUAACGACUGAGAGCCUACAGAUACAGGUCGGACCCACGGACCAAUGGUCGGUGCAUGCCGCCGAACUAAUCGGUAUCCUUUAUGCGAUCAAUCUUAUCAAUAGAAUCGUGCUCCAACAGCGAAGAGCCGGCCAGAAACGAGCGAGAACAGUCACUAUUCUCAGCGACAGCACGUCAGCACUGCUGGCUAUUCAGAAACCCGGCAGUAAAUCAGGCCAACAAAUUAUCUAUGCGAUCCUUCAAGCAGCCAAGAAUACGAGAACGCACGGGGUUACAAUUCGAUUGCAGUGGGUUCCCGGACACAGCGAGAUCCUCGGUAACGACGCAGCCGAUCGGCUGGCCAAAGAAGCAGCUAUACCUGGCAAGACACACCCGUUUUCCCCCCUGCUCUCGCGUGAAAGAGCAUACAUCAGGCAAGGAAUCCUUACUCAAUGGGAGAAAGAAUGGAAAGAGUCCAGGGACGGCGGCCAUCUCCGGAAAAUCGACAACACACUGCCAGCAAAAUACACCAGACGACUCUACGGAGCUCUGCCAAGAAAUCGAGCAUACCUUCUGACCCAGAUACGGUCGGGACAUUGCUGGCUGUCCACGUACGGCAAGUUGUUCGGCUUCCGCGAUGAUGACCGGUGCCUCUGCGGUGGACGGGAAAGUAUAAUACACGUCCUUCUAGAUUGCCCGCUGCUCAGAGACCUACGUCGAGAGCUCCGGGCAAAGGUCGGCGAUGCGCUCAAUAGCAUGUCAGUCCUGCUGGGCGGAUCUGGAUCUUGCCAGGAGGGUGGAAGUAGAGUCAGCAACGCUUCGCGCACUAAGACAGUCGAGGCCGUCUUGGAUUUUGCGGAAGCAUCCCAGCGAUUUCGAAGCCGCGUGCCAUAA